This is a messenger RNA of Helobdella robusta, 2245 nucleotides long. RefSeq lists its product as hypothetical. The record is from RefSeq and is a predicted model, not a curated record. Gene Ontology annotation, cellular component: endoplasmic reticulum membrane. Gene Ontology annotation, molecular function: serine-type endopeptidase activity. The transcript is spliced from 11 exons. Bases 4 to 1485 code for a protein of 493 amino acids. Lineage: Eukaryota; Metazoa; Annelida; Clitellata; Rhynchobdellida; Glossiphoniidae. Gene Ontology annotation, biological process: regulation of epidermal growth factor receptor signaling pathway; regulation of protein secretion.
AGGAUGCCCGAUGACGUCAUCAACAAUCUGCCAGACAACGGAAAGAGACAGUUCGCCAUCGGAAUUGUCGGAGAAUUUUUGGGAACGAAUUACAAAGAAUCUGGAAUUACCCGAGAAACGUUGGACCAAUUGGAAGAGAUGCAAGACUACCGGCCCUUCUUCACUUACUGGGCGACGUUCGUGCAAAUCAUCAUCUUCAUCAUCGCAACAUCUGUCUAUGGGUUUUCCCCGCUCGGGUUUUCCGAGACUCCGAUAUUCGCAGAGGUGCGAACAGUCAGUUUGGCCAUAGAGAAAGUAUUUUACAACGAGAAGAACAACAUGUGGAUUGGUCCAAAGCAGGCCGACUUGAUCCAUCUCGGAGCCAAGUAUUCACCAUGUAUGAGGCGAGAUGCAAACGUCGUUGACAGACUCAACAUGGACAUUGAGGAGGAGGAAGAGACGGGCUGUUGCUCGUACAACGACGGUUCAGGGUGUGUCCAGCUUAGCUCUUUGAGAUGUCCAAAGACGUUGGCUUCCUGGUACAAUAACACAGUGUGCGGUCUCGAUCCAGACUACUGCAGUAGCGCCAGCGUGCUGCCCACAAUGUGGCCAAAGAACAACAUAACCGAGUGGCCGAUAUGCCAGGAGGUUCCAUUGAUACCCCCGAACGGCCCGAAGCACAUGACGUGUGAGGUGGUGGCCAGGCCCUGUUGUGUCGGCAUUCAUGGCCAGUGCAUCAUCACCACACCGGCCUACUGCGCCUUUCGUGGGGGGUACUUUCAUCCCGAGGCUAAUCUCUGUUCUCAGGUAAAAUCAUGUCUCAGUGAGAUAUGCGGCAUGUUACCAUUCUACAACGAAACCUACCCCAAUCAGUUCUACAGACUUUGGACUUCUCUGUUUCUCCACGCAGGGAUACUGCAGCUACUGAUAACGAUAAUCUUCCAGUAUUUCAUCAUGCGAGACAUAGAGCGCCUGCUUGGAUGGUUCCGCGUCUGCGUCAUCUACAUCGCCAGCGGAAUAGCUGGCAGUCUUGCUAGUGCCAUCUUCCUUCCUUAUCACGUCGAGGCAGGACCUUCCGGUUCUCAAUUCGGACUUCUGGCCAGCUUGUUUGUGGAGGUGAUAUACGGCUGGCAGUUAGGGAUAGUGCAAUCACCCUGCCUGGUCAUCUUCAAACUGACCUCCAUCCUCAUCUUCCUCUUCAUCAUCGGCCUCUUUCCAUGGGUGGACAACUACGCCCAUCUCUUUGGUUUCAUCUUCGGCUUCUUCAUCUCCUUUGCCCUCAUGCCAUAUGCGGCAGAGUUGAAGAUUUUGGGACGGAGAGGUCAAAUUUUGUGCAUGGCCGCCUGCUCCGUUGUUGUUCUCGUCAUGUUCCUGGUCCUAUUUAUUCUCUUCUACGUCAGCCCCAUCUACAGCUGCGACUACUGUCAGUACUUCAACUGCAUCCCCUUCACACAGUACUUCUGUAAGAGUAUGGAGGUCAAAGUUCACGAUAGUAGGGAGUUAUGAUGAUGAUAAUAAUAAUAGGAUAAUGGUGGCAAGAUGCUGCUGCGGAUGAGAUGAUGAUGAUUGUGAUCAUGAUAGUGAUGUCAAAAGUAAAAUGAUAACAUUUAUAUGAUAACACUCGUAACAGGUUUUUAUCGUGCAAUAAAUAUUCCAUUAUUCCAUUAUUCACAGUGAUGAUGAUGUGAUGGGUGAAGGUGAUAAGGUUGAAUGUCAGUAGGAUGAAUAGUGAUGAACACCACAUUAUAAUGCCUGCCUUACUUUAUAACAUUGCACUUGAAUUUUACCAAUAGUAUGAUCAGAUUAAUUUUCAUGAUUUAUUUACUUAUGCUUACUAAAUGUUAUUAAUUUUACUUUUUAAUUUUUUUAUUAUUUUAUUAAAUAAAACAUUCUGAAAUUAAUUGUCAUUCAAUUAUAUUUACGCCUUAACAAAUGAUUUUAUGUGUGUGUAUGUGUGUAUUGUGUGUAUAUGCGUGUUUGUGUGUGUUUGUGUGCAUGUGUCUAUACAAGUUACGUGUUUCGUGUUAUUUCACGUAUUUUUUUAGAUAUUUUAAGUUUUUAUUUGUGCGUCUGUGUAAGUGUUUAGUUACACUAAAAUUACUUUUUAACUUUCUGAAAUUUUAUCAUCUGCCCCGAGAAUAUUUAGAUAGAUGUCAACCACUUCCAGAUUUUUGAAUUCCCAGCAUAAUGGUAAUCACUUACUAAAUAAGCAAAUAAAAUUAAAUCCUGAUCUGUUUUUUAUGGAAUAAAAAAAAAUUAAUAAAAA